AUGGGUAGCGGACUGUGCUCGUGCCGAGGUCGGGACAGCCAAUACAACGCUGGCUCGAUCCUCGAUCGCGUCAUCAGCCAGGCCAGCGACGAGGACCAGUGCCUCCUGUACAAGCUGGCCAACUACAAGAAGGGCGGCGAACUGAUCGAGGCCUACAACCAUGGCGGCCAGCAGGAGGUCGAGCGACUCAUGCGCGAGCAGUUCGGCGUGCUCAUGUACGCCGGCGGCAAGGGUCAGACCAUCAAUCGGUCCGAGUACCUGCGCUGGAAGUACCGGGACCAGGAGUGGGUCGUGCUGCCGAUCGAGGCCUCCCUCAGUCGCUUCGAUCCGCUGAGCCAGUGGCGCGACCACGAGGCCUGCUGGCAGAUGAAGUAUCGCGGCUCGCUGGGCGAGAGUCUGCUGCACGUGCUCAUCAUCUGCGACACUCGGGCUCACACGCGAAUCGCCCGCACCCUCCUCAAGUGCUUCCCGCGGCUGGCGAUCGACGUCGUGGAGGGCGAGGAGUACCUCGGGGCCUCGGCCCUCCAUCUGGCCAUCGCCUACGCCAACAACGAGCUCGUGCAGGACCUCGUGGACGCCGGGGCCAUCGUGUCCCAGCGGGCCAUCGGCAGCUUCUUCCUGCCGCGCGACCAGCAGCGCUCCAGACCCGCCAAGACCACCGAGUACGAGGGCCUGGCCUAUCUGGGCGAGUAUCCUCUGGCCUGGGCCGCCUGCUGCGCCAACGAGAGCGUCUACAAUCUGCUGCUGGACUCGGGCGCCCACCCCGACGAGCAGGACACCUUUGGCAACAUGAUCCUGCACAUGGUGGUCGUUUGCGACAAGCUCGACAUGUUCGGGUACGCGCUGCGCCACCCGAAGCUGCCGGCCCGCAACGGCAUCGCCAACGCGGCGGGCCUCACCCCCCUCACGCUGGCCUGCCAGCUGGGCCGCGCCGAGGUCUUCCGCGAGAUGUUGGAGCUUUCCGCGAGGGAGUUCUGGCGCUACAGCAACAUCACCUGCUCGGCCUAUCCGCUCAACGCCCUGGACACUCUGCUGCCCGACGGACGCACAAAUUGGAACUCGGCCCUCUUCAUCAUUCUCAACGGCACAAAAGAAGAACAUUUGGACAUGCUGGAUGGCGGAAUUAUACAGAGGCUACUCGAGGAAAAGUGGAAGACUUUUGCCAGACUGCAAUUUCUGAAGCGUCUGGUCAUUCUGGUGUUUCACCUGGCCUCUCUGUCCGUGGCCGUGUACUUCCGUCCGCCCGGCGAGGACGCCGAGUUGACGGCCUGGCCCGAGGAGAUCACCGAGGUGAUCCGCUGCGCGGCCGAGUGCGUCACCGUGCUCGGCGUCCUGGGUUACAUAUUCAUCCAGCUCGGCGGCGAGGUCGUCAACAUCGGAUUCUUUUCUUUCCUCAAACAGCUGACGCACGAGCCAGCCAAGUUGAUAUUUCUCAUGAGUAAUCUCUUGAUAUUGGCUUGCAUACCGUGCAGACUGUCGGGCGACCGUCACACCGAGGAUGCCAUUCUGGUGGUGGCCGUGCCAGGCUCCUGGUUUCUGCUCAUGUUUUUCGCCGGGGCAGUGAGGCUAACCGGUCCGUUCGUGACGAUGGUCUACAGCAUGAUAACGGGCGACAUGCUGACUUUCGGCAUUAUCUACGUGGUGGUGCUGCUCGGCUUCUCUCAGUCCUUUUAUUUCCUCUACAAGGGCUUCCCGGGCGUCAAGUCGACUCUCUAUCAUUCCUACCACUCGACUUGGAUGGCUCUGUUCUCCAUUACUCUCGGAGAUUACAGCUACACGGACCUGAGCAUGACGACCUAUCCGAACCUGAGCAAGACGGUGUUCGCGAUUUUCAUGGUGCUGGUGCCGAUCCUCCUGCUCAACAUGCUCAUCGCCAUGAUGGGCAACACGUACGCCCACGUGAUCGAGCAGAGCGAGAAAGAAUGGAUGAAACAGUGGGCGAAAAUCGUCGUGUCGCUGGAGCGAGCCGUCUCCCAGAAGGACGCGCACAACUACCUGCAGGAGUACAGCAUCAAGCUCGGGCCGGGCGACGACCCCAACGAUCCGGCCUCGGAGAUGCGCGGCGUCAUGGUCAUCAAGAGCAAAUCCAAGACCCGAGCGCGACAGCGCAAAGGAGCCGUCUCCAACUGGAAGAGAGUCGGCAAGGUAACGAUCUCGGAGCUGAAAAAGCGCGGCAUGACGGGCGAGGAGCUGCGCCGUAUCAUGUGGGGCCGCGCGUCCAUCUCCACCCCGGUCAGGGGCAGUCCUCUGCUGGGAUUGCAAAGCGCCGCGGCGCCGGGAGCUUUCGGCGAUGCCUUGGCCUCGGCGCUCGACACCAUCGACACGGGCCCGCCCAUAUCCGAGCCUUUGGCCGAUGGACAACACCACCCGAUCGAUCCGACGAAUACUUCCGAGACGUCUGGCAUUCAACAGCAGCAACAGCAGCAGCAGCAGCAGCAGCAGCAAGAUAAAUCAAUCGUAUCCAAAACUGCCCUCGAUCAAAAGAAAUCGACGACUUCGGCGGCGUCUGGUAAGCCAGCAGCAGCAGCCAAGGUCCAACAACCAGGAAAACUUGCCAAAGCACCCGUGGCAGCAGUGACUCUGCCCACUACCACUACCACUGCCACGACUACCACGAUAACAGUGACCAAGCCAGCUGCACCGGUGAGCCGACUCAAAUCGCCGGAAGACGAUCCUCUCUUCGAUUUGAUCCUGAUGUCGGAGCGUCGGCCAGCUCCGGGAGCGCACGCCCUGACGGAGGUGGCUCUGGCUGCUCUGGAGUACAGCGAGAGCGAAUCAGCCAAGUUGGCCAUGGAGGCGGGCCUGAGCUCGUUCUCCCUCGGAGGAGGCCUCGGUGGAGGUGGAGGAGGAAAAGCCGCAGCUGCGGCUAAGACCAAAGCCAAGAAAAAACCUUUCAAAAUAAAGACCUUCCUGGACGAGAAGGACUAUUCGUUCUGUUCAGGUGAUGGAGAACUGGGCGCGGUGUUCCGCAUACGUCGCAUGAGGGCCGCCUGCAAACGUCUCUUGGACGCGGGGCAUCGUCGACGCCGGCGGAAGCUACAGCAGCAGCAGCAGCAGCGUCGACGCAGCGGAAUCACUGACGGCUACGUCAGCUCGGCCAGCAGCUACAGCCACCGGACCAGCGCGAGUUACUCGUCUUGCGACGACGUCACGCCGCUUCCCACCAACCGCCCGCCGGAUACGUCCGUUUCUUCUUCAAAAGCUCCGGCGGUGAAAGAGGAUCCUGGAGCUAGCUCUAGGCAGCAGCAGCCCCGAGCGGAAAGCGAGCCGAAAGCCCUACAAAUGGAUAAGGGAAAGGACAAGGGUGGUGACGGCAGCAGCAAAAAAAGACCGAGGACGGGCAAGAAUCGUGUAUCGCCCGCUGCCGAGCCUCCAGUCGCUAAGACGAUGAUGCCACCAUCGGUUGAGGCUGGCUCAUCAAAGGACACCAGCGCGGAAUCAAGGCCAGUAGGCGAAUCGAUAUCGUCAUCACAGUCAGCGGAUCAACAGCAACAACAACAACAACAAGAAGCAGCAUCGGCAGACAGUGUGGAUCCCCUCGAACCCUGGAGUACGCGCGACAUCAAAGAUAUGAAUUCGAUAUUGUCCGCGAGCGGCCACGAGAGCCCUUGA
This is a messenger RNA of Trichogramma pretiosum, 3612 nucleotides long. RefSeq lists its product as uncharacterized. Lineage: Eukaryota; Metazoa; Arthropoda; Insecta; Hymenoptera; Trichogrammatidae. Gene Ontology annotation, molecular function: calcium channel activity; protein binding. Gene Ontology annotation, biological process: calcium ion import across plasma membrane. The record is from RefSeq and is a predicted model, not a curated record. Gene Ontology annotation, cellular component: membrane. The transcript is spliced from 13 exons. The coding region runs from base 1 to 3612 and encodes 1203 amino acids.